Porites lobata is the source of this 1533-nucleotide messenger RNA. NCBI's taxonomy places the organism in Eukaryota, Metazoa, Cnidaria, Anthozoa, Scleractinia, Poritidae. The record is from the annotation of a GenBank genome assembly.
AUGGAGGAGAUCAAAGCAAAGUAUAUUAUUAGUGAUUUUAAGGAGAAAUCAGGAAAAAGGAAACUUCUGAAGUUUGAAUCUAUUGACUUGGAUAUUUACAAGCCCUCAGCACAUUGCGCCUCAUUCCUGACAUCACCAGAUCGAAUCCAUUACUGGAUCUACUCUUUCCAACAAAGAUAUUAUGAAACACUCAAGGACAGCACACACUUCAAAGUAAUAUGGAUUGACCAUGAAGAAUCUUCUGGUACAACCCCCUUUCAAGACAUCGAAAUCAAGAUUUUGAGUAUCGCUGAAGAUCAUCCACACGCGAGCGGUGACCUAAGCCAGUCUGCCUCUCAUGAUGAUGAAACUAAAUCUACCCUAAUCACAAUUCACGCAUAUCUGACGACUGGAGUUAUUAUGUUCCAGGGAAUUGCUUACAAACUGUGGGCAGAACAUGAAUUCCCUCUACUAAAGGAUUUCACAGACACAUCAGUUGACCAAGCUCCGCAGGAGCCUUUAUUCACGUUUGAAGAUACCGAACUCCUUUUCAAGAACCUGGAUACGGCGGUCUUGUGCCUACCUACAAACAAAACAAAAUCUCUGAAGAAGAGGAAAGCCGACCAACCUGGCACAUGCACCGAACAGUUCGACCAUGCUUUCCCCACUAAUCUGAAAACAAAAUCAGAUAUCGGUGAAGACAACAUGGCCAGUUGCGCAACACCUCAGCCCCGGAAGAGAAGGAAUUCGCUUGACUCCCUAUUAACCCCCAGACAAAGCAACAGCAUCGCAACUCUGAAAGAAUUAAUCAGCAAAAUCGAAGCGGAUGUGGCAGAACUCAGAAACGCAAACGAUCAUCACAUCGAGGAACAAGUAUUCGCACUAGAAGACAAAAUCACACAAAUGGGAAACUCAACCAAAGUAGAUUCUCAGACCCUUCAUUCUAGGAUGCAGGACCUGGAAACUGAAAAUGAAUUCCUUAAAGCAGAAAACGCCAAAAUGAAAUCGGAGAAUUCUAAACUCAAAGCGGACAUACACUUUAUUAAAUCAGAAAUCAAGCAAAUUAAGUGCCUUCUGCAAUCCAACAACUCUUCAGAAAAUAGCACUGGCAGUAAUACAAUCAAUGGCCCAGCAGGGCGUUCUGAUCUGUCUGAUCACAAUAGCCAGUCUCUACCGACAAUGGAAACAAAUCCCCCCUCGGAACAAUCUCAAUAUCCAGAAGAUGCCUCACUUCCUUUAUCAAACAGUUUCUCAGGUCUGAUGGAUGACGAUCCAGGUGACGGCGAUAUCCACACGGCUUCACCUUCGCAUUCACCUAAUGAUGUCCGUCACGCCAUUCAGGAAAUCCUCACCAGGAAAGAAAACGAAAAAUCCCAAACAAAUCGCCCUCCUCAGCAUGAGAAAAACCAGUCCACCAUCAAUUCAAUCAUCAUGCUAAUUGACUCUAAUGGCAAAUACAUUGAUUGUGAGCGCUUCAGUCCGAGAACCCCUACCCACCAAUAUUUCACACCAACUAUUACAUCAGCCACUGAUCUUCUUACAACAAAUGAUCUC